This is a messenger RNA of Cucurbita moschata (crookneck pumpkin), 2856 nucleotides long. RefSeq names its product B3 domain-containing transcription factor VRN1-like. The record is from RefSeq and is a predicted model, not a curated record. The transcript has 8 exons. Bases 429 to 1961 code for a protein of 510 amino acids. NCBI's taxonomy places the organism in Eukaryota, Viridiplantae, Streptophyta, Magnoliopsida, Cucurbitales, Cucurbitaceae. Gene Ontology annotation, molecular function: DNA binding.
UUCUUGUUGGACGCCAUUCCCAAUGAGCUUGUUUUGUACAAAUGGAGUGGAAGCCGGAAGGAAGCGUUUAGCAGAGAAAAAUUUCUUGAAAGAAGGAGCAAUAGGCGAGUUAUGUCAGAUUCUCAGCUGGUUGGAGCUUGCUUUAUGCUGACAAUGGCUUGUUCCAGAAAGCUACCAGCUCUGCCUGGACACUACAAUAAUGCCAACUCCAAAUAAAACUAAAUCGAAAAAACCUUAUUGGCUAUACCAUAAUAAUGAAGAACAAAAAAAACGACAUCCAUCCUGCAGCUAGCAGAGCAGAACAGUCCUUGAAAACCGUAUGUACGAUCCGAUGCACAAUAUCUGAACAGACGCCGACAUUUUUCACCAACUUCAUCUUCCCCGCUUCAGCUUUCUUUCAUUCACUAACUGCAGCUUGACCACAAACAAUGGCUUCUUCUCCUCAGUUUUUCAAAAUCCUUCUGCACAGAAACCUCGAAGAUCAAAAACUGAUGAUUCCGAAGAAGUUCGUGAAGAAAUACGGUAAGCUCUUGUCAAGUGCCGUAAUUCUAAAGCUUCCCGAUGGAAUGAAAUGGAAAGUGGGUCUGACAAUGGCUGCUAAUGGCGCCGUUUGGCUGCAAAAGGGAUGGCAUAAAUUUGCCAACCACUACUCUUUGGAGUUUGGGUCUCUGCUGGUUUUUAGAUUGGAGGGCAGAAGUUCGAGCUUUGAAGUAACCAUAUUCGACCCAUCUGGAUUGGAAUCCGAAUAUUCUUCUUUCCAUGCUUGUGAUUCUAUAACAGAAUCUGAAGAGGACGAUGACUCUGUUUCUGAUUCAGAUGAAGAAGACUAUGAAAUUGGGGUUUCAAGGAGAAGACGAAAAUCAGCAACAGAGAAACCUGGCUUCCAAGUUGUGUUGAACCAAUCAAACGUAUGCGGUAGAUACAACAUGGUUUUUCCUGCGAAAUUUGCAAGGAGUUAUUUAUGUGAGAAAUCUGGAAAUUUUAACGUUCAAACUGCAAAUGGUAGAAAAUGGCCACUUUUGUAUAAAUGGAGUGGAAGUGUAGAUAAAUUUGCAUACGUUUCCAGUGGAUGGAAGCGUUUUGUACAGGAAAAUCUGUUGAAAGAAGGCGAUGUUGUGUUCUUCGAAAUGAUUAAGAAAGGAAGAUUUUUGUUCACCAAAUUACAAGAUAAGAACACUGCAUCAACCAGAAAUCCCUUCUUCAAAGUGGAUAUUCAUUACAAAAGCUACAAGAACAGAAUCUUGAACAUUCCCCUGGCGUUUGGUAAGGAGCAUUUUUCACCAGAAAUGAAAUCUGUAAAGCUUCAAACUGGGAAUAAGGAAUGGAUGGUAACAUUAAAGCAAUAUGAAGGAUGUAUGAGAUUCUCAGGUGGUUGGAGGAAAUUUUACGGUGAAAAUGGGUUGAAAGAUGGAGACACCUGCUUGUUUGAAAUGCACGGCAGUACCAGUGCCGCUUCUAGCCUUGAGUUCUUCAAGGUUUUUAUUCCCGAUUUCGGCUCUCUGCAUAUGAGCAGACCGCCAGCUUCUGUGAAGCAUUUAAAUGGAUCUUUUCCAGAAAAAGCUAUCAUAAAAGAUCCUAUGGGAAAAUCAUGGCGUAUUACGUUGGAAAAACUAGAUGACCUUGUGUAUUUCAAGAAUGGCUGGCCGGCAUUCGUAGAUUACUAUUUUCUGAAAUAUGAAGACUUCUUAGCUUUCCAGUAUGACGGCCACUGUACGUUUGAUGUUGAGAUAUUUGGUACAAAUGGAUGUAAGAAGGCAGUGGCAGCUAAAGCUGCUAGUUGUAUCCCAAUUUUGGAGGCUGUGGCUGCAGAUGCUGCUAAUUCUGUUCCAAUUUUGAAGGUCAAAGAAGAUGCCAAGCAUUCAAUAUCCAGCAAGAGGACGCGAUUACAAGUUGGGUCAGUAUAUUUCUGGACGUAUGGUGAGGGAUCAGAACAUCUCGUUGAAACAAAACAUAGUUCUUAGAGAUGAAGAGGGCCAGCUGUGGGCAGCAACCAUCUGUUUCACCGCCCAGAAUCGUAUUUCUAUUACUGCUGGGUGGUCUAAAUUUUACGAGGGCCAUAAAUUGAAAAGAAAUGACAAAUGUGAUUUUGAGUUUGUUCUUGAAAAGGGAAAUGUAUGCGGACAGUUUGAUGUAAGUAACACGCCACUGUCUUCCUGUGCGUUGAAGACUGCAUAGCAGAACCAAGUUUUCAUUGUACAGUGGUUUAUGAAAAAAAAAAGCAGGGAAGAUCAGAUAAGUCCCUCUCUUUCUUUGGUAACGUUUUUUCUUGUUAAUCUAACGUUGUGAAUGUAGUUGUAAUUUAAUAUGUAUAUGAUGCUCCACAUGUUUGCGCCUUACGAACUAAAUUAUACAUAAAGACUGCAUUAUUGAAUUGAUAUAGCAUUCCAAAACUCAAAAUCAUAACAAUCAAGGUCUUUGAAACUGCAUAAAAUGCAAAAAACUAGAUUCAUUCAGUUUGAGUAUAGCCAGUUUCAAGAACCAAAAUACAUUCAAUUCGAGCAUGAGGUAGAGCAUAGUCGUUAAAUUAUUUCUUGGGAUCUUACUGAAAUAUAUUUUUGUGGAUAAUCUUUUAACUUUUACCUUGUUCAUAGGAAGUUGAUAGUCAAGGAAAUGAUCAAUAUUUCCAAGAUGUGAUGACCUUCAGGAGAAUAAUCAAAGGGAAGGAGAAAUGCUUUAUUUGGAGUAUCGACCCCUUCAAACAGAUAAAGAAGACAAUAGGAAAUCAGCUAAUAUGGAUGCUACUGAGGUGAUAAUAUUUAACUUCCAUUUACCAUUAUUUACGACUUUUGAUGUUCCAAUAAGAAAAGCUACAAGAAGUUAGAACUCAUAUGGAAGUACUGAAGACUUACUCCAAAA